GCGCACCUCAUCGACUGGGGACGGAAGUCUCACCCCAACUCUUGCCAACCUGGGGAUCCGCGGGCCGAAGGCUGCAGCUCGCCCCACGGGGCUGGCAGCCAACAUGAAGCGCGCAGGGACUCUGCGCUUACUUUCGGAUCUGAGCAACUUCAGCGGCGCCGCCCGGCUUCGUGAGUUGCUUGCAGGGGACCCCGCGGUCCGAGUGCGCUGCAGCCCGGACGGCCGCCACCUGCUGCUGUUGCGACCCCCGGGAGCCCCUGCGCCGCAGCUGCUGGUGGCUGUACGAGGAGCCGGUGCGGAGCUGGAGCGGGCCUGGCCCGUGGGCCAGGCCUCUCCACUGGACGCCUUCUUCCUGCCGGGACCCGCAGUCCCGGCGCUCGUCCUGGUGUGGGAGAGUGGCCUGGCCGAGGUGUGGGGUGCGGGUGUGGGGCCGGGCUGGCGGCUACUGCAGAGCACCGAGCUGUGUCCGGCCGGCGGAGCCCGCUUGGUGGCCGUGGCGGCGCCCCGUGGCCGCCUGGUAUGGUGUGAGCAGCAUCUGCCCGGCGCUGAGAACCAGCUGGGGCCGCCCAUGGCCGCUUUCAGCCACAGCGUGUGCGUCCGGACCCUAGAGCCCAGCGGCGAGGCCGGCACCCAUCUGGGCCGUGCCCGCGUCCUGCUGCGCCACUGUCCCUGCUUUGGGCUGUUAGCCUCCCGCAAGGACCUAUUCCUGGUGCCCACUGCCUCCACCUGGCCUGGCGUGGCCCACAUUCUGCUCAUCUGGAGCCCAGGGAAAGCCAAGGUGACAGUGACUGCCCCACAGCUCGGUGUAUCUCACUGUAAGAAUCUGAACCCGGGACGAGGGGACUCAUGGGACUUCCGGGCCCUACUUCGAGGCCUGCCUGGGUUGCUGGGCCCGCGGGAGCCGCUGGCCCUGCAUACAUGCGCGCCCACUGCGCAAGGCCUGCUAUUCCUGGACUGCAAAGGCACGGUGAGCCUCUUACAGUCCCACGGCGGUGUCCGGGUAGUGGGCACUCUGCAGGAGGGCCCUGGAGGCCUGGCCAGGGGCUCUGCAGCCCUGGGAACCUUUCAGGGAACCCUGGCCUGUGUGCUGGGCUCCACCUUGGAGCUGCUGGACCUGAGCAGUGGGCAGCUGCUGGAAAGGAAAGUCCUAAGUACGGACAGGGCGCAUUUGCUGGACCCCCCACUCCCUGGCAUGGAGGAUGAGGAGGAACUGGAGAGUCAGGGCUGUCUUCGCAUGCUUUCAGCCUUGGGUCUGUUUUGUGUGGGUUGGAAAGCCCCACAGGGCCUCGAAGUACCUUCCGCCAGAGACCUGGUGUUCGAGGAGGCUUGCGGGUACUAUCAGCGGCGGAGUCUGCGAGGUGCCCAGCUCACACCUGAGGAACUGAGACACAGCAGCACGUUCCGGGCACCUCAGGCCCUGGCCUCCAUCCUCCAGGGCCAUCUGCCCCCGUCCACACUGCUGGCCACACUGAGGACUGAGCUCCGUGACUACCGGGGCUUGGAGCAGCUCAAAGCCCAACUGGUGGCUGGGGACGAAGAGGAGGCUGGCUGGGCAGAGCUGGCCGACCAAGAGGUGACACGCCUGCUGAGGACAGAGCUGACAGGAGACCAGCUGGCCCAGCUCAACACCAUUUUCCAAGCACUGCCCACAGCAGCCUGGGGCACCAUCCUCAGGACCCUGCAGCUGCAGCUGGAUGGGAAUGGCAGGCUGCGGUCCCAGGCUCCUCCUGAUGUGUGGAAGAAAGUUCUAGAUGGUCCAGCAGCUGGAAAGGAACCCCCUAACGGAAUACUGCCCCCCUUUGAACUGCUGUGCCAAUGCCUCUGCCGAAUGGAACCCCGAUGGCUGCCACUGUUUGUGGAGCUGGCCCAGCAGCAGGGUGGGCCGGGCUGGGCAGCCGGAAGCCCGGGGCUGCCUUUGUAUCGCCGAGCCCUGGCUGUGCUGGGUGAGGAGGGGACCAGGCCAGAGGCACUGGAGCUAGAACUGCUGUUGGGCAGUGGGCGGCCUAAAGCUGUGCUCCAAGCCAUGGGGCAGCUGGUGCAGAAGGAGCAGUGGGAGCGGGCUCUGGAGGUUGGCCUGGCCCUUGGCCCCUCCAGCCCACUGCUUCGAAGUGAGAUCUUCAAACUGCUGCUGGCCCAGUUUGCCAAGCACCGCCAACUCGAUGCACACCUGCCCCUCCUCUGUCGCCUGUGUCCACCAGAACUGACUCCAACUGAGCUCCUGCUGUUGCUUCGGGCACACCUCCCAGAUGAUGUGGGACCUCCCACCCCGUUCCCUGAGCCAGGGGCAGAACCCCCUCUCACAGUGGGCCUGCUCCGAACCCUGCUGGAACAGACUGGGGCUCAAGGACGGCCUUCAGGCCCAGUUCUAAGCCUAUACGAGGACAUCCUAUGGGACGCAGGCACUCCUCCUCCCACCCCACCCCGGGGACCUAUGACCAUUCCCCAGGCAUCGGACCCUACAGGCCUGGAAACCUGGGUACCAUCGGGACAGAACCUCUGCAUGACUGACACAGGAAAUCAUUUCUAGGACUUGGGG
This is a messenger RNA of Ochotona princeps (American pika), 2536 nucleotides long. It is a transcript of the gene HPS6, whose product is annotated as HPS6 biogenesis of lysosomal organelles complex 2 subunit 3. Bases 104 to 2527 code for a protein of 807 amino acids. NCBI's taxonomy places the organism in Eukaryota, Metazoa, Chordata, Mammalia, Lagomorpha, Ochotonidae. Gene Ontology annotation, biological process: organelle organization; protein localization to membrane; lysosome localization. The transcript has a single exon. The record is from RefSeq and is a predicted model, not a curated record. Gene Ontology annotation, cellular component: BLOC-2 complex; lysosomal membrane.